Magnolia sinica is the source of this 867-nucleotide messenger RNA. RefSeq names its product transcription factor bHLH100-like. The record is from RefSeq and is a predicted model, not a curated record. Lineage: Eukaryota; Viridiplantae; Streptophyta; Magnoliopsida; Magnoliales; Magnoliaceae. Gene Ontology annotation, biological process: regulation of transcription by RNA polymerase II. Gene Ontology annotation, molecular function: DNA-binding transcription factor activity, RNA polymerase II-specific; RNA polymerase II transcription regulatory region sequence-specific DNA binding; protein dimerization activity. The coding region runs from base 1 to 867 and encodes 288 amino acids. Gene Ontology annotation, cellular component: RNA polymerase II transcription regulator complex. The transcript has 4 exons.
AUGUUAGCAUUAUCCUUCCCUCAGUUUUCAACCUUUGAAUUGCCAUUAGAUGAUCAAAUGGUCGACAACCACAUGAACUGGGAUGGCCCUUUCAUGAACUGCAUGAACCAAGAAACCGGCACUUCUGAAUCUUACAUCCAAUUUGCUACUUGUAUGCCAGAAAUUUCCAUCGAAGAUCCCAAGCAGUCGUCUGUGAGUGGCGUCGAUCCCUCAAAUGUGAAGAAGUUAAGCCAUAAUGCUAAUGAACGUGAUCGGCGUAAAAAGCUGAACAAUUUAUACUCCUCGCUACGAACAAUGCUUCCGGGGCUCCAUCCAAAGAAGAAGUUGAGCAUUCCGGCCACUGUUUCCUAUGUCUUAAAAUAUAUACCGGAGCUUCAGAAACAAGUGGAGGGGCUAAAGAAAAGGAAGGAGGAGAUUCUAUCGAAAAUCACCAAGCAAGGAGACCUCAGCUAUCUCAGAAACAUUAGAAGCGAGGCAGCUUCUGUGCUGCCUUCUCAAACGAUAUCUGUGAGAGAAUGUGGCGAUAAAGAGGUUAUGAUUCAGAUAUGCAGUGUCAACAGCGACAAUGAAAGGCGAUGCCCGCUCUCUAUGGUUGUACAGAGUUUGGAAGACGAAGGCCUUCUUGUGCUAAAUUCUUCUUUCACCAUUGCCGGGGGCAAAGUCUUCCAUAAUCUCCAUCUGCAGGCACAGAGGAAUGAAAACCUUUUCAGGUUGACCGGGAUCAUUUCAUUAGGUGGAGCUGCAGUGUAUGUAGCGAAUUCUACGUCUGCAUGUAUGUGGCAUGCAUGCUUGGGCGACAUGAGUGAGAGGGGCAUGAAGGGUGUUCUUGAUUUGUGCAUUCUGAUGUAUGGAGGCCAUCGCUUGUAG